This is a messenger RNA of Chilo suppressalis (striped riceborer), 2096 nucleotides long. The record is from the annotation of a GenBank genome assembly. Lineage: Eukaryota; Metazoa; Arthropoda; Insecta; Lepidoptera; Crambidae.
AAAAAUGUGACAGGCACACAAACCAUCAAACUUUUCACACCACACGAAAAUGUCACUGCACCAUGCACAGGACGAACAGGGAACUAUCGUAGCAACAGGAAGAAACCAUUACGAUAUUUACAUUCGUAAUGGUAGCCCAAGAAUACUUAAUCUACGCUAGCGUUUUUUUUCUGUCGCUGGUCAAAAUUGUUAGUUAUUACACGGUGAAACGGCGAGCAUCAAUGUACAACAAAUCGGGGUCAGUUUUGACAAGCAUCCCGGAGACCAGUGAAGAAGAAGAGGUGAAGAAAUGGGUGCCAAAGAAGAAACAUGACGUGCUCAAAGCGAAAUACAAGUGCUUGAAGAAGCUAUUCCAAGUGUAUGAUGCAAGUGUUAUAGGUAUCUUACCGGAGCCUUGCGCUGCAGAGACGGAAUACAGAGACGUAGAUGACUCAAGCAGCCGCAGCCGCUGUCGACGUAAACGGUCGCAUCGGACAAAGACCGACGCCUGCGCUGGUACCACGGAGCUCACCAGCGGAGAUGUCACUGAAGUAGAAGAUAUUGGCAAGCCAUCCACAGUGGCCACGGCGGUGAUACGCGAAUUGAAAAUACCCCAAUGCUCCUGCACAUCCACGCAGCUAGAUGCAGCGACAACCACCACAAUAGCCCAUUCGAAAUUAGACCGUUACGCUACCACGGAAAACUCAAAAUCGAAUAUAACCGAGCAAGAUUACAAGGGUAGCGAGGUAGCUCAAACCUUAGACAGAUCUCCUUACCCAGUCCCUUAUUUGAUGGUACCUGAUAGACCAAAGCUUACAAGAUUUCAAUGCUUCAUCCAACGCAUCUUUGGGAUUAAAAGAGAAAGGUCUUAUAAGAAUUUGGUGCCGCUACACGGGCACGUUUACGCAGCGAGUGACAACAAUAUCCUGCCGUAUGAAAAACGCAGACGCAGAGGUUUGAGGUUCAGAAAGUUGAGAAGACCGAAGAAGAUUCAAUCUGAGAGCGCUCUCAAUGUAAAAAGUCCGAUGAUCUUGACUUAUGUGCAGUCGGUGCAGAAGAACUGCUUGAUGGACACUACGCCAAGGCAGUGCCCUAUAUUGGGGUGUAGGAUGAUAUUCUACGGUAUCAUCAACUACAACGACCAUCUCAACCUGUGUCACUUUACCGAACGCAAGCAUAUCUGCCACUACUGCCACGAAGGAUUCGAGAAGGAGCAGGAGAAAUACAUGCAUGAGAGCGAACAUAUAGGCAUAAACAAGCUCAGUCUUCCCAACGUAGCCACUGCCAGGCAAAGAGUAGCAAGCAUUACACAGACAGACCCAGAGCUCACGAAAUGCGAUGUAGCAGAAGACAAGUUAAAGAAAAUUGUAUCCUUCUUCGAUAAACUGGCUAAUCCAGACCAGAUUGUGACGGAAAUGAAGAAGAAGAGAUACUCUGAAUCCAAUAUCCACUGUUCACAAAGACCUAAAGAUGAUUGUAGUGAAAAUGCGUCUACCAAUUCGGAGACUGAUAAGAGAACUGUGAGUUGUGUCAGUCUGCAUGGAAAGAAGAAGGUGGCUACUCCUGUGGAUUCGCGGUUGGCUUCCAAACACUCUUGCAGCAGUAACAACCCAGUGACUUGCCAGCUGUGUGGGGACAGUUUUGAUUAUAGACGUCAGUUAAGCCUCCACGUUGACUUGGAACAUCGAGUCCACGACAAGUUUUCGAAGUUCCACAGCUGCGCUGGCAUCACAAACACCCGUCGGAGAUGCGAUCUGAUCACAGAGGACGGGAAAAUCAACUUUAAGUCUGAAGAUAUUAGGGACAAGGAGUUGAGGAGGAAAUCUGAAGAGAGUUUGACCUACGUCCCGUCUACAAACAUAGUUUGUUACACUUCCAUGGAAUCUGUUAAUUCCAAAGUCCCCAUGGGAUAUAAAUGGGAGCCUGGAACGAAGAUUAUACGUGUGUGAAUGUCUCGUGAGUCGUGACGUAACGUGGUGUAUUGUGAAGUGGCAUUUGUGUACCGUCCUAAAUAUAUUUUUAAAUUGCAUUGCCUCUUUUUAUUUGACACUAGUGGCCCGCCCUGGCUUCGCUUCAGUGUAGACUAUAGUUUUUGUUGUCAGGCUUGUAUUAUACAC